Molecule: messenger RNA, 4788 nt
Organism: Passer domesticus (house sparrow)
Lineage: Eukaryota; Metazoa; Chordata; Aves; Passeriformes; Passeridae
Gene: RHEX
Product: regulator of hemoglobinization and erythroid cell expansion
Exons: 6
Coding region: 3156-3713 (185 amino acids)
Cellular component (GO): plasma membrane
Source: RefSeq, a predicted model, not a curated record
CUUGGGCUGAUUUUGGGGCAGUGCAGGUCCCACAGAGGGAGCAGAACGGGGUCUCCAUCCUAGCACCGGUUCCCGUCCCAGCACCAGCUCCUUAUCCACGGGUGGAAACCCCUCAAAAUGCUUUGGAGGAACAUUUCCCUUCUCCUUCCCCCCACAGCCCCACCCCAGGGAGCUGCCGUGGCCGUGGGGUGCCCAAAGCCCGGCAGCUGCAGGGAGGUGCAGGAAAGGGAUGUGUUUGCACCAUCCUCAUUUGAAAAGGCAAAGACUAAUUAGCAGUGAUGAACAGCUCGGGAAUCCUCAACUUUCCCUUCCAAAGGCUGGGAAGGAGCAGCUUUCCGAGGGAGACAGCUCCCUGGUGCUGUGCAGGCACUAAUGGGCUCGUCCCCUGGGAGUUUUGUUUUACCCAGGACGGGUCUCGUUAAAGCCUCAGCGAGUGCAAACAGAAAAUGCUGAUGAACAAAUAAAGACAUGGGGGGAGUGAGGGGGGGCAGGCGAGGCUUUUCCUGCUGCCACCAUCUCCCAGGCCCUUAUUUUCCAUGCUGUCCUUAUUUUCCGUGGUUUUGGCAUGGAUUUGGGUGCUAAAGGGGGUGUUCUGCUCAGCGAGCCCCAUUCACGUGAUGAACAGGCUUUAGCACCAUGCUAAUCAAUUUUUUGUUUGUCCCAGCGAGCCUGCUUUUAUCUAAUUAAAUUUUAUCUCAUUAAAGCCCUCGCCCAGGAAAUUAAAGUCCUCAUCUGUGAGGCACAGGUACCGAGGGUGGCUGGGGACAGCUGAGUCACGUCCUGCUGUCACCGGGAUCUUGUGUCCCCAUCCCUGGAGAUGCUGCCAGGCCCCUUCUCUCCCCAGCUUUGUGGGCAGAUCAAGCUUUAAAAAAUCCAUCAAAUACUUCUUGAUGGAGCAGGAAAACGUUGGGCACAGCACAGUUGAUGCCGAUGGCAAAUGCAGCUGUUUUUUCAAAACAAAUGAAAAUUCCCUGCAUUCCCCCACGCUGCAGUAUUUUUUUAAACGAGUGGCUUUUAUACAAAUUUAUUCUCUAUUUCCCCUUUUGAGAUGCAGUUUAAUGUACCAGCCUCCCUCCUUGUCCUAAUCACAUAUUCAUGGAUUAGAAAGAAACUUCCUAAAACAAAAGCAGCUGCAGCAAGUGCCAGAUAAGCUGAAAACAGCAAGUGGAUUGUUCCAGACAUGGUUUAUAACCCGAAAAUCCUAUCAGAAAACCCAGCCUGAAGGGUCACUGGGCUUUGGAGAUAAACGUGAGGGUGAGCAGCAGCACAGACACGCCAAACACUUUAAGUGAAAUAGUUUAUUUUGUGGAAAAGAUCCCCCAAUUGGAUCAUCAUAAUCUGCAAACUGGCAGCGGAUUCAGCAUUAAAAUAUGAAGAUGAAAGUCAGAACGAGGCCAGACCUUUCAUUUAGAAAUUUUUGCAGCUAAGCAAAUCUAUUUUGACUUUUGAGUUAUUUUAGAAUCAAUUUUAAAAGCUCAACUCUUAAGAGCACUUCAAAAUUGUUAUUUCAAGUAGAACAAAGUGGUAGGGUUUUUUGUUUUUUUCUCUAUGUUUUGGGAGCAACUGGGCUGGAUUUGCACAGAAAAUUGGGUCAAAAAGGCUCUGUUUUGUACAUAUUCCAGCUGUACCUCAAUGUGUGGAAUGCAGAGGGAGGAGAUGCCCAAUUUCCAAGCCUUGGCAGGGCCAGCCUGUGCUGCUCUGGAGAAAUUGAGGAAAGGUGACCCCAGCUCCUGCAACAUCCCAACCUGGUAAGAAAGGAAUGUCCCCAGCUGUGUCCCUGCCCUCCAGGGCCACACAGCUGGAUCAGAAAUGGGUUUUGCCCCUUGGCUAGAAAAAAUACCUGUCACCAACUCUGUGAGAAGCACUUUCCUCGUUUAAAAAAACCUGUUCUUAGGCUAAAAAUGUGUUAUCUGUGUUCCUUCUUACACAUUUCCUUUAGUGGAGCCGCUGCCCUGGCUGAUUCACACUGUGCCCCAGCAGUGUUUUGUAAAAAAACUCUUUUUUCCUGCCUUUAUCAAACACUUCUCCCACCUGUUAAUCUGUUUAUCCACCACCGAGCACUUGAAAGAGCUGCAGCAGCAAACUCUCACCUAAAAAAAAAAUCAACAAACGAGCAAGUUUCAGUUAAAUAAACCCCAAAAUAUUUACCUGGGGUGCAGCAGCUGUGAGGAGAGCAGGACCAACAUCUGAUGAUGGAGCUGGUGGGAGCAGCCCCAGGGAUGAAGGGGAAUUUGGGAAUUGACCCCAACUUGUGAUGCAGCUCCAGGGGUAGGUGAUGCUUUUUGAAAUCUUCUUUUUGCUUUUAGGAAAUCCAGGAGGAUUCUUUGGAUGUUGUAUCCCUGGGACGGGAUUGCUGUGGGCUGGUGGAGAUGUUGAAAGGCGAGCAGGCACCGACCCCAUGAGUCAGGCACCUUGAAAAAAAGAGAAUUUCUUAUUCCUUUCUGCCAGGGCACCUCCAGAGUUACAAACCCCACAGUUCCUAUAAACCAGCAGCCAGCACUCCCCAAACCUCCUGGGAACUCUCAGGAUGGGAUCUGCCAGGCUGCUGCUUGCACCCCAAAACUUGCAGAGCAUUUUCCAGAGUGUGGGCAGGUGGAGGCCCAGCCACCCGCAGCAGCCAUGCAGCCAGGUGGUGUAAAAUGCUUCAUCCCUGUGGAAAGUGUUUGCUUGGAAGCACCCAGAGCUCGUUUUGGGUGGCAGCUGAGUUGAGCUGGGCAGCUGAGUAGAGCUCCCCCAGCACCGCUUGGCUCCAAGGAAGCUCUGCUGAAUUUUGGGACAAAGCUGCUGGAAGACAGACAAUUGAUGGAGGGGUGCAGCAGCAAAACAGCUGCAGAACAGCAGAGAAACACCCCAAUAUAUUUAAAUGAGGCUGCUGACAGAGGGGAGGUGUCAUGGAACUCCUGUGGGCUCCUUGGUGCCUCCGACCUGGGGGUAGAGCGUGACCGCAUCCGGCACGGCCGCGCUGCCAGACCCCGCUCUGCGCCCAAAUCCUGCUGGAACGGCCCCAAAUCCUGCAGAAAACACCCCAAAGCCUGCUGCCUGCAGGGCCCCAGCUGCCCUGAGCCGUGGGGAAGGGAAGGUUGGACAGCUCUGAGCCCAGCAGGUCCUGCUGCCUGUCUGUGUCCCCCCAGCCCUGGAGACGCCCCGGCAGGAGGAUGAGCCUGUGUGCGUGCUGGAUUCCUGCUGUCACCUCACUUGUCACCUUGAUACUCUACCCUCUCCUCCUGCUGGCCCUUUACACCAUGCUCAGCAGGAAAAUUGCCCAGCAUUCCUGCAGGAUGCAGGGGAGCAGCAGCCCUGGGGAGCAUCCCAGCCCUCACCCCACCCCAGCUCCAGCCUCAGCGCCAGGAGGGGACACGGCACAAAACCAGCCUGGGGCACAAAAACAACCCGGGACACAAAAACAACCCAGGGCACAACAACCAUCACCAUCAGCAGCCUAUGAAGGGAGCAGUGACACAUCUUCAGACACCUCGGAGGACUCAGACAACCCUUCCUGCCCUCAGGGCCCUGGCUCGGGGGAAACCAUCAAUUACACAUCCCUGGUGUUCCCAGAGAAACGCCACGAGCCAGGCUCUGCCCAGGACUACGAGAACGUGAAGGCUGGCAUGGAUUAUGUCAACGUGGACCCAAAGAAGAGGAAAACACACUUCUGGCCCUUCUCCAGCCCCAGGGCAUCCAAGGGUGUGGAGUACACCGAGGUGAAGCUGUGACACCGAGGUGAAGCUGCCACACCAGGGUGAAGCUGUGACACUGAUGUGGAGCUGUGACACUGAGAUGAAGCUGUGACACUGAUGUGGAGCUGUGACACUGAUGUGGAGCUGUCACACCAGGGUGAAGCUGCCACGCCAGGGUGCUGCUGCUCAGAGGUGCCCAGAGCCCCCAGCAGCUGCACAGCUGGCACUGUCCCCUUCCCCUGGGGCGCUGCCUGGCACGGGCUGCAGCACUUGUACCACCCCGACCCGCAGGCACAGCUUCCUUGGCUGUUCCUUAAAGGCUCCACUGUUCCUGAGGGCUGCGGGGUGGGGCAGGGGAAGGUUCCUCCCAGCCAGGCUGGGAUCAGCUCUCCACUUCUGUGUCAUGGCCCUUUUCCCCUCGUUUCAUGAAAGCAAAACAAACCUCCCCUCUCACUUUUCAAAAUGGGCAGUUCAGAGAGGGAGAUGCAGUGAUCCUCAAACCUUGGCAGCUCCUCUCAGUGUUGUUGUUUUGCUCAUCAGCCUCAUAAAAUCCUUUUAAAUACAAUUUUUCCACUGGCUUUUUCCUCUCCCUGUCUCCCACCUUUUGCUUUCCCUGCUUUGUCCCCGCUCCGGGUGCUGGGGUUGGUCUCUCCUCACCCUGCUCCUCACUCUGCAUUUUGUUACUUCUGAAUUUUCCAGAAAUAAACUUGCAAAGUGCCUGGGAAUGAGAGCAGUGCCCCAGUGGGAGCUCUGGGAGGGGGGUGGAGCUGCUGCCUCCCCUUCCUCAGGGCUGGAGCUGCCCCAAGUGCGUUUGAAACGGGCUCAGUAAUGCUGUGAUUUAAUGAAAGGUUGUGAGAUAAUUGAUUUGGGAUUGAUCAGUGGCAGGGGGAGCCAGGCACUCCUGCUUUCAUGACCUUGUGGUGCAGAUCUGGCCCAGCUCCAAGGGCACGUGAAGAAAAAUGUUCCAAAAACCCCAACAAUUCCUGGGUAACGUUGAAAAACCCGGGAGAGGUGUGAUUGUGGGACUGGAGGUGAGGCCAAAACCAGUGAGUGGAAGCUGCUGAGAAAUCUGAUUCAAAUGCCUGGCGAUUAAAAAGUGAAAAUAUUGAAG